AAGUCAAUUAUAAAGUCAAAAUUCGACUUUUUGUUGUGACUUUCCCAUUCCUAGAUUGGGUCCCCCAGGAUGAAAAACACCCUGCUAGCUGCUACGCCCCUGAAAGCGGUUCAGGAUCGUGCACAAACAUAUUAACAUCGUCAGCUGACCGGUUGUUAUUGCUCAUAAUAUUGUUUUGACAUUUUUACCAUUUACUUUGCAUAUAAAUAAUUUGUUCAGAAAAUGACAACCAGAGAGAUAUUAACUAUCCAAAUUGGUCAUUAUUCAAAUUUUAUCGGGACGCAUUGGUGGAAUUUACAAGAGACAAAUUUUUCCUAUGAUCCUAAAACUCCUUCAGAAAUUAAUCACGAUGUAUUGUACAGAGAAGGAGAAACAUCACAGAAACAAUCGACUUAUACCCCGAGGCUUUUGCUAGUCGACUUGAAAGGAAGUUUGGGUUACUUAAGCGAAGUAGGUAGUUUGUAUUCAUCGCAAUCAGAGGAAAAACAAUCAAUUCUUUGGUACGAUGAAAACAUCGAGAUAACGAAAGAACCGGAAGUACCAAAAACACCUUUUGUCAAAAGUUUAGAUGAACCUUCAGUCGAAAAACCAAAGAACUUCGAAUUUGAAAACGAUGUAAAUAAAUGGGUCGAUUAUUUAGUGCCGCGUUUCCAUCCAAGAACAGUGAACAUUAUCAAAGAAUAUUCUCAGGGAUCUGAGUCUCAACCAUUUGAUAUAUUCAAUUAUGGAAGAAAUUUGUGGAAUACGGAUUCAUUCUCACAAGAUUUUACGGACAACAUAAGAGCUUAUGUCGAAGAGUGCGAUUUAAUUCAAGGAUUUCAGGUACUUCUUGAUUCUACCGAUGGAUUCGCAGGUUUAGGUUCCUCCUGCAUUCAGCACCUGCGUGAUGAAUACGGAAAAAGUAUCCUAACAUUUCCAAGUUUCGAUGGAGCAAACUCACAACCUUCAGCCGCCGAUUUAGUUAAAACAAUCAAUACUGUUCUCUGCUGGCAAAGUAUCGGAGAACAUUCUUCCCUUUUCAGUCCUCUAGGUUGUAGAAAUGAAAUGUGGCCACGAUCGGGAAAUGAACGUGAAUUUAGCAAUGUAACUUACGACCCUCAAAUUAAAUAUCAGACUGCAGCGAUAUUAGCGACUGCAUUAGAUACAAUGAGUUUGAGAUAUCGGCAGAAAAAUUAUCCGAUGUCUGUCUUGUCAGAUCUUUGUGCGGAUCUGAACAAGGUUGGUAGGAAAGCUGCAGCGAUGAGCCUAAAUCUGCCAUUUCCAAUGACAGCAGAACGAGAUUUUAUCGAUAUUUUGGAUGAUUUGGAAGGACCUCUGUGGACGAGUUUGACUCCUUGUUGCGAUAUUUCUACGGAUAAGAAUUAUCAGUCUUUGUCAUUGAGAGGAAUUCCUGAGGAUAGAUUAAAAAGACCUAUGAAAAAGGCAGGGAAGCAAGUGGAAAAAGCUGCUUACAGAUGCUCCACUGUUCACGAGAUGAUGAGUUUGUUCUUGUCGUGUUCUUGUCACGCAUCCGCAACUCAUUUGACGAAUAUUACUGCGCCUCUAGGAAUAAAGCACCCGUAUCCAAAAAUAUUCAACCAAAAUGUUCACAAGAAUGGUGAUGUUGCUGAUUCUUCUGUUGGCGAAGAUGUUCAGAGCGUAGCAGUGAUGGCUGGUUUGCACAGCGGAGACAGUUUAGCAAAGAUGUACGAAUUUCUUUACAACCAAGCGAAGAAAGUUAAAAAUAUUAAAAGAUUCCACGCUUUCGACAAUUCCGGACUUGAACAAGAUGAGUUUAAAGAUUGUCUCGAUAAUUUACUGGAUUGCAAAGAAGCCUACGAAGAUCACUACGUCUGAAUCUUAAGUAAAAAGUUCUUUUUUUAUUUGAAAAUACUCCUUAUGUCUAAUCGCGCCAACGUUCUUUUUAAUUUAAUCGGUCAAAAGAGAAUUUCUCAACAAUUUUGUACUUAAGUGCCUGGAGUAAUUUGAUUUUUUUUUGUAUUUUUAACGUUGACGGAAGAAGUCAUACAUUUUUUACUAGUCUCAUCGAUAUUCCUUACGACGUAAUUUAUUCAUUACCAUUUUUGGGUUAUAAGUUCUGUUAAAGUCAGUUCACUUACAAAACAUAGGAAUUGUAUUAUUUUCAUAAAUGAACUAAAUAAUUUCAGAAAUGAUCAAAUAUUACAUUACGUAUAAAGUCAAUCUACUCUUUGUAAUUCCAUAAGAUUUAUAUGGAUGUUAUUAUUAAU
Messenger RNA from Belonocnema kinseyi, 2228 nucleotides. It is a transcript of the gene mst, whose product is annotated as protein misato. The transcript is spliced from 5 exons. Lineage: Eukaryota; Metazoa; Arthropoda; Insecta; Hymenoptera; Cynipidae. Gene Ontology annotation, biological process: mitochondrion distribution. The record is from RefSeq and is a predicted model, not a curated record. Bases 223 to 1836 code for a protein of 537 amino acids. Gene Ontology annotation, cellular component: cytoplasm.